Molecule: messenger RNA, 1936 nt
Organism: Paramuricea clavata
Lineage: Eukaryota; Metazoa; Cnidaria; Anthozoa; Malacalcyonacea; Plexauridae
Source: the annotation of a GenBank genome assembly
AUGCGUGACAAAUUUCUGUUCAACCUUAAUGAAUCAUUCAGCCAUUUUCGCGAGGAUAUUUUCUAUCGGGAUGGUCAAAGAAAGCCAGAGGACCCUCCAUUCACCCUAGCCUUCGUGGUUAGUCAAGCUCUGUCCUAUGAGGCAGCACAGAAAACAAGUAAAAUGCUCCAACAUUUGACAACUGAAGAGCAAGUCCACUACACUUCAGCAUCCAGGGAUCUACCCAAGUUAUUUGCAAGGCCGGCCAAGCCGAAUAUGAAUUUAAAGCCCUGUUGGUACUGUGGCAACAAGCAAAGUCACCAUCGUGAGUUAUGUCCUGCGUACGGGAAAACCUGCAGCUACUGCCGAAAAACUGGUCACUUUGCCAAAGUGUGCAUGCAGGCAGUCAAAGGUAGGAAGAUCAAACAGCAACAAGUCAGGUUACUCAACCAAGACUCACCUCGCCCUUGUUGGGAAGAAUCAGUUCGGCAUGAGCAGUGUUUUGACAUUUCAAACCAGAAGCAGCCUGAACAGACCUCAACCACGCAGCACCCGAAACCAGUGACUCUAUCAAGACCACAAUCGGGCCAGCCUGACGAUUCCAUAAAAGUCCCUUUUCAAAUUGAUUCAGCUGCAUCAUGUAAUACACUUCCUGCGAAGUACCUUGUUGAGAUCCCAUGGGCACAUCUCGAGCCUUCAAAUGCAGUUUUGCAACCUUAUGCGGGGUCAUCUAUUCAUCCGAUUGGUCAAAUCAAACUCAAGUCUACUAGAUCAUCCUAUGUGGAAACCCUCACCUUCCAGGUCAUAAACACUUCCCAACCAGCACUCUUGAGUGUUGAUGCAAGUAAGAAGUUAGGGGCACUGUCCCUUGACGCCGGUUUCGUUCGCAGAUGUACUUGGAGGGCUGCAAAUGAAACAUUGACAGAGCAAGAUAUCACUGCCUCAGCGAUUGGACCACCACAGCUCUACCGGUAAUAACCAAAAGAGUCUGGCCACCUUAUGGGGCUUUAACCAUGGGCUUCAUUACUCAACAAUGCCCCUCUUUGUUUAAAUUAAUAGGACACCUGGGUCCACCGGUUGACUUUGACCUUGAUCCAAAUGUCAAACCUACCCAUGCUCCUGUCCAUCGUCAGCCGGUUUCCAAGCUUGAUAAAAUCAAGGCAGCGCUAAAUUCUUAUAAGGCUACAGGGCAAUUGGUAAGAGUAUCAGAACCGACUGAGUGGAUAUCUAAUAUGGUUAUCCGAGAAAGAAUGGCAACACCAACCAAGCCAGGCAAGAUCCGUGUUUGUCUAGAUCCAUCGCAGACCCUCAACAAGGCAAUACGUCGGCCAAAAUACAUAAUUCCCACCUUGGAGGAGAACUUGCACAAGUUACAGUACAUAAUGUAAAGUGCAUGACAGUUAUCGAUGUAAAAGAGGCAUUCCAUAACAUCCCAUUGACUUCCCGCUCCUCCCUGAUGACUACUAUGUCUACCCCUUGGGGGCGCUAUACAUGGACGCGACUUCCGUAUGGGAUAUCUUCUGCCUCUGAAGAGUGGCAGCGUCGGAUACACAUGGUCCUUGAAGGCCUCACAGUCAUAAGCAUUGCGGAUGAUAUCCUAGUUCCAGGAUGCGGUGACACAGAUAAAGAGGCCAGGGUAGAUCACGACCAGAAUCUUAUCGCAGUGCUUGAACGCCUUGAGCAAAAUCAUGUCAAGAUCGAUGCCGCCAAGAUGAAAUUUAUGAAGACAAGUGCCACCUUUAUGGGUCAUCUCAUUACUUCAGAUGGCCUUCGACCAGAUCCAACAACGGUUGAAGCUGUGACGAAUUUACCAACACCCCAUGACAAGCAGGGAAUCCGCCGAUUCUUGGGGGCUAUCAACUAUCUGAGCAAAUUCUGUCCCCGGCUGAGCAGCGUCACACAACCACUACGAGCCCUUACCAAGGACAAUGGGCCAUUUGUGUGGUCUAACCACUAA